UUCCGCAGUCGUCAAAGCCGGUUGUGUUUAAAUGCGUUCAGUAACUACUACCGUGAAGUGUCAUAGUUAGAACGACAUACGGGGACCACAACCCCCACAAACAGAGCGAUGUCUUUGCUCUGUGGCAAAAGGGAAGCCCCACACAAUUCUUUAGCCACCGCGGCUGUUGGAUCCUUACGGUGGAGAAGCGCAGCAAAAGGACGCCGUGACAGUGGUUCGACGAUCCUUUUACAAAGCGCAAAGCAAGUGAUAGUGAUACUGUAGAGUGGGGUGCAAUAUUUUAAAAAGGGUUGUUCUGUGCGUGUAUGGGUGUUGGAGAGGUAGAUAACUCCUUCCACUCGCCACACCUCCAUUCCCCCAUCAAACGCGACCGAAGUUCACUGUCCGUAGCCGUACCCCGCCGUCAUAGGGCUUCGCGUCAUUGACGGAUGCAUUUUCCGACCGCAGCAAACGCCGGCGAUCAAUCUUUCGUGCCGAGUUUUCCAACACAUUCGCGCACGAGUCCCUCACUCACGCACGUGUUUUCUCGUCCUGUCGAUAAUGUGAAACGCAUUCGGUCCGGCGAAGUGGUGUGUGUGUGUGUGUGUGUUAGUUGACCGUAAUAUUCGGUCGGCUUCGUUGAUGUAAUGGCUGAGGAAGAAGGAUUCAGUAGCGUAAUGCGAUUAGUUUGGUGCAGUCGCGGUUCCGCUGGUGGUGGUGCUAAUGAAACGCGAGAUAAUGAGGCCGGCAGUGAAAGUGAGAACGUGGUGGUGGUUGCAGAACGGCAAAAGAAAUCGAAACGCAUGUUGAUAACAGGUGAUUGCAUACAUUCGAGCAGAGUGGUGACGUUUGCUGUUAUGGGCAUGAUCGGUUGUUUCGUGAACGUAGUUUUUGGAGCAAUGUACACCUCAGGCAACGAAUCCUCAACCGAGGGUCUUCUCUAUCCGAUUGAAUCGGAAACGCGCGAACUGAAGAAACUGGACGGUAUGUGGAACUUUGUGCGCUCGGACAGCAACAGCCCGUCGCAGGGUAUUCGCGAGAAGUGGUAUAUGGAUGAUUUGGCACGGUUUCGCAAAACGAUCGGCAUGCCAGUACCGAGCAGCUACAAUGAUAUCACGGAGGAUGCAGCACUUCGCGAUCACGUCGGAACGGUGUGGUACGAUCGCAAAUUCUUCGUCCCGAAGGCCUGGUCGAAGGGAGAUGAUCGAGUGUUCAUACGCUUCGGUUCCGUGCACUACGAUACAAUUGUGUGGAUUAACGGAGUACAGGUUACGAAGCACGAGAUAGGUCAUCUUCCCUUUGAGGCGGACGUAACGAACGUCCUCAAGUACGGUGCCGAGAACCGUAUAACCGUGCUAUGUGACAAUGUGUUGCUGCAGGUGACAAUUCCUCAAGGCAAAGUGGAUAAUCAACCGAUAGACAACGGCGUUGAAUUGGUCCAAUCGUACACGUUCGAUUUCUUCAACUACGCUGGAAUUCAUCGCUCGGUAGUCCUGUACACGGUACCUCAGGUCUACAUCAAGGACGUUGCAAUUCAUACCAGCUACGAAGGAGAUGAAGGCCGAAUCGACUAUCAGGUCACAAUCAGUACGAACGAAACUGAGAAUCUGCAGCUGACGGUGAAGCUGUACGAUCGCAACGGAACACACGUCAGCACGGACGUAUCGGAAGCGAAGCUGCAGGGCACGGUUGUCAUUCCACAGGUGAAACUCUGGUGGCCAUACCUGAUGGAUCCCGAACCGGGCUAUCUCUACACGAUGGAGAUCACACUGGGCAAAGCCCAAUCAAACGAGGCACCUACCGAAACCAAAGAGGACACGGUGCUCGAUGUGUACCGCAUGAAAGUUGGCAUCCGUACCUUGCGAUGGAACAAUAGUUCGUUCCUUAUUAACGAAAAGCCUAUUUACUUCAGAGGAUUUGGACGCCACGAAGAUUCUGAUAUACGUGGCAAGGGAUUAGAUUUAGCGCUUCUCACCAAAGAUUUCAACCUGCUCAAAUGGGUCGGUGCCAACGCCUAUCGGACAUCACACUAUCCCUACUCGGAGGAAAGCAUGCAGUUUGCGGACGAACACGGUAUCAUGAUCAUUGACGAAUGUCCCAGCGUCGAUACAGAGAAUUAUUCGCAGAUACUGCUUGUAAAACAUAAAUCCAGCAUUGAGCAGCUAAUUCACCGAGACCGAAACCAUCCCAGUGUAGUGAUGUGGUCGAUCGCAAACGAGCCUCGCACUGGUAAGCUGGGCGCGGACGCUUACUUCGCAGCCGUGGCACAAUAUACAAAAAAGCUGGACCCGACGCGCCCCAUAACUGCCGCGAUUGCCGUGAACGUAAAUGAUGAUCUUGCUGCCCAGCAUUUGGACAUCGUCAGCUUCAACCGGUACAAUGCAUGGUAUGCUAACGCUGGCAAACUCAACAUGAUCACGAACCGCGUUAUUGAGGAAGCUGAAGCAUGGAACAAGAAACACAAUAAGCCAGUUCUAAUGUCAGAAUAUGGCGCUGAUACGCAGGAAGGACUACAUACGCUUCCAGCCUACAUUUGGUCGGAGGAUUACCAAACGCGUGUCUUCAGUCAGCACUUUAAGGCGUUCGAUGCACUUCGAAAGCAGAACUUCUUCAUCGGGGAGUUUGUUUGGAACUUUGCGGACUUUAAAACAGCGCAAACGUACACCCGCGUUGGUGGUAACAAAAAAGGUAUCUUUACCCGCAACCGGCAACCGAAGGCAGCCGCCUACCUGUUGCGCCAACGGUACCACGCGUUGGGUGAGCUAGGCAAGAGUUUCCUACCGGAAGAUCUGUUCCUCUACACAGCUCCGGACACCAACCAGCUAGUCAACGAGCGCACCGAACUGUAGAACUGCUUAACUCCAACCCACUUACAUCGUAAGAGUGUAAAAACACAAAGUAUUCGACAAUCUUUUGUAUGUUCUUUAUCUAUCGUAUAAGUGUUGAAAAGUAAUUACGUCUGGACUGAUAAUACAAA
This is a messenger RNA of Anopheles stephensi (Asian malaria mosquito), 2956 nucleotides long. Its product is annotated as beta-glucuronidase-like. Bases 627 to 2828 code for a protein of 733 amino acids. Gene Ontology annotation, biological process: carbohydrate metabolic process; glucuronoside catabolic process. The record is from RefSeq and is a predicted model, not a curated record. Gene Ontology annotation, molecular function: carbohydrate binding; beta-glucuronidase activity. NCBI's taxonomy places the organism in Eukaryota, Metazoa, Arthropoda, Insecta, Diptera, Culicidae. The transcript has 10 exons.